Trypanosoma conorhini is the source of this 918-nucleotide messenger RNA. RefSeq lists its product as uncharacterized. Lineage: Eukaryota; Euglenozoa; Kinetoplastea; Trypanosomatida; Trypanosomatidae. The transcript has a single exon. Bases 1 to 918 code for a protein of 305 amino acids. The record is from RefSeq and is a predicted model, not a curated record.
AUGAGCGCAGUCACGGCAGACGGAUCAGCGUCGCAGAAAACAAGUGGCGCCGAGACGCAGUCCAAAACGAACACCAUGAGUGUCGUGGAGUGCGACGGCGCGGAGAAGUCGAUAUUGUCGUUCCGGAAAGGCGAUGGGACCUCCGCAGAAGCGCCUGAGGCCACCACGCAAGCCACGGCGCAAAAGUUGCCCAUGACGGAGGAAGGUGUGGAUGCGGAUUCGAACGCGGAUGCGGAUGCGGAGGCAGGGAGGGAGGGGGAGGCAAGGGAGGAUCUCGCUGCCGCGUCCCAAAAACGAUAUGCGAAGGAUGAAAACGUGCUGUACGGCGUCCCGCGCAAGCGCACGAAAAUCUCGUGGAAGUGCGGCAUGUGCGGCUACCACGUCCUUGCCAUGGACCAGGAGGGCAGGCCGCUGCCACUCUCCGUGUCCUCCUUCGGUGAGGUGCUGCCGAUGACCUGCCCACGAUGCCUGCUAGAGCACACCAGCUGGGAACAGGCGGUGCCGUUUGACGAGUACGGCGAUCACGCAAACAUUCGCUCCAAACUCUCGAAUAAUUACGCCCGCACGACAGGCAACGCAGGGGCGGAGAUGCGGGACGUAACCCCCGUCCACACCACAAGAGCAACAGGCGUCGCGGGAAGCAGUCCCGAAAUUCCCCCCAUUUUGCAGGAGAUCGGGCGUAAGCUGCAACAAGAUGCUGCGGGGCAUAUGCCCAUGCAACCGGAUCCAAAACCGCGCGGACGUCGCAUGGCGUAUUAUUGUAGAAAAUGCAACAGACAGCUCCUGCGCAUUGACCCCUACGGCGAGCUCGUCCCGCUUGCCCGUGAUAAGGACGGCUCGGUGCUGCCUAUUGUCUGCCCUGGAUGUAAAGUAGAACACAAUGAGUGGGAUGUGAGGUCGUUCACCGUCACACUAUAA